UGGUUUUUGAGCUCCCAAGAAGGGAAAACGGUUUAAUUGUGUAUGAUUAAAUGCAGUGUAUUGUUGUGCAUAGAAAUAACAAACAGAAGCUACAAGAACUGAUGACUGAAAAUGCUUACCAGAGUGUUAAGAAACAAUGUACAGACAAGCAGCUCGUGUGGAAGUUUGUGAAACAAAUAGUUAGUCCACGUAUUGUUGAUGCUCGGAUAGAACCCGUCCUUACAAAGGAAACACUUUUUGCUCAAAUCACAGUUCGCAUCAAUGCCAGACAGUUGUUUGGUGUUCGUCACCGAUUUGGAAAAUUACUGAGAGGGGAUGACUGGAAAGAGCGUGAUGUCAUUGAUUAUGUGAUACUGGAGAGACACAUAGUUGAAGCAUUAUCAGUAUGGCGCGUCUGUGGUAAAGUUGCUCCAGAACAGAUUUCAACUCAAACAACAAGUUAG
Corticium candelabrum is the source of this 443-nucleotide messenger RNA. Its product is annotated as large ribosomal subunit protein mL45-like. Gene Ontology annotation, cellular component: mitochondrion. NCBI's taxonomy places the organism in Eukaryota, Metazoa, Porifera, Homoscleromorpha, Homosclerophorida, Plakinidae. The transcript has 3 exons. The record is from RefSeq and is a predicted model, not a curated record. Bases 51 to 443 code for a protein of 130 amino acids.